Molecule: messenger RNA, 1458 nt
Organism: Saccharomyces eubayanus
Lineage: Eukaryota; Fungi; Ascomycota; Saccharomycetes; Saccharomycetales; Saccharomycetaceae
Gene: HXK1
Product: hexokinase 1
Exons: 1
Coding region: 1-1458 (485 amino acids)
Biological process (GO): glucose 6-phosphate metabolic process; glycolytic process; intracellular glucose homeostasis
Cellular component (GO): mitochondrion; cytosol
Molecular function (GO): glucokinase activity; D-glucose binding; mannokinase activity
Source: RefSeq, a predicted model, not a curated record
AUGGUUCAUUUAGGUCCAAAGAAACCACAAGCUAGAAAGGGUUCCAUGGCUGAUGUGCCUAAGGAAUUAAUGGAUGAAAUCAGCGAACUGGAAAAAAUGUUCACCGCCGACUCUGAAACCUUGAGAAAGGUGGUCAAGCACUUUAUCAAUGAAUUGAACAAGGGUUUGACCAAGAAGGGUGGUAACAUUCCAAUGAUUCCAGGUUGGGUCAUGGAAUUCCCAACUGGUAAAGAGUCCGGUGACUACUUGGCCAUUGACUUGGGUGGUACAAACUUGAGAGUCGUCUUGGUCAAGUUGAGUGGUAAGCACACUUUUGACACUACUCAAUCCAAGUAUAAGCUACCACACGACAUGAGAACCACACAGCACCAAGAAGAACUAUGGUCCUUCAUUGCCGACUGUUUGAGAGACUUCAUGGUCGAACAAGAGCUGCUGAACACCAAGGAAACCUUGCCAUUAGGUUUCACAUUCUCAUACCCAGCUUCCCAAAAUAAAAUCAACGAAGGUAUUUUGCAAAGAUGGACCAAGGGUUUCGACAUUCCAAACGUCGAAGGCCACGAUGUUGUCCCAUUGCUACAAAACGAAAUCUCCAAGAGAGAGCUUCCAAUCGAGAUUGUCGCUUUGAUUAACGACACUGUCGGUACUUUGGUUGCCUCAUACUACACUGAUCCAGAGACCAAGAUGGGUGUGAUUUUCGGUACAGGUGUCAACGGUGCCUUUUACGAUGUUGUUUCCGACAUUGAAAAAUUGGAAGGUAAACUAGCAGACGAUAUUCCAAAGGACUCCCCAAUGGCCAUCAACUGUGAAUACGGUUCCUUUGACAACGAACAUUUGGUCUUGCCAAGAACCAAGUACGAUGUUGAUGUCGACGAACAAUCUCCAAGACCGGGCCAACAAGCGUUUGAAAAAAUGACUUCUGGUUACUACUUGGGUGAAUUGCUGCGUAUGGUGUUGAUCGACUUGAACAAGAAGGGCUUGAUGUUGAAGGGCCAAGAUCUAACCAAGUUGAGCAAGCCAUACAUCAUGGACACUUCGUACCCAGCAAGAAUCGAAGAGGAUCCAUUUGAAAACUUGGAAGACACCGACGACAUUUUCCAAAAGGACUUUGGUAUCAAGACAUCCUUGCCCGAACGUAAGCUGAUCAGAAGACUUUGUGAGUUGAUCGGUACCAGAGCCGCCAGACUUGCUGUCUGUGGUAUCGGUGCCAUUUGCCAAAAGAGAGGCUACAAGACAGGCCACAUUGCCGCCGACGGUUCCGUUUACAACUUGUAUCCAGGUUUCAAAGCCGCUGCCGCCAAGGGUCUAAGAGACAUCUACGGAUGGACCGGUGAUGCCACCAACGAUCCAAUCAAGAUUGUCCCAGCUGAAGAUGGUUCCGGUGCCGGUGCUGCUGUUAUUGCUGCUUUAUCCGAAAGAAGAAUUGCCGAAGGUAAGUCUCUUGGUGUCAUCGGUGCUUAA